UUGAUGUUCAUCAUAAAAGCCAAGAUCACAUCUUUCUACGAGUCGGAUUUUGGGUUAGUUGUUGGUUGUUUGGUCUCCGGUAGAUUUUUAAUUUUCUAACUAAUUUUAUUCUUGUAUGAGCACUAUUUUGUUUAUUUGAAACAAUGACUAUUGUAUUUUUGUUAGUAGAUUUUUUACAUUUAUAUUUUAUCCUCUUGAUUUUUAUCACUAUACAAAUGUGUCGAGCACAAGGAACCAUUUCUUCGGGAGAAAUUCAACUGAAAUUGGUUCAUUUGAUUUGGAGGCACGGAGACCGCAACCCAGAAAAGACAUAUCCCACCGACCCCUAUAAAGACCCUUCCUUCUGGCCGGAUGGUUUUGGUGAACUUACUCGAACUGGAAUGAAGCAACAUCACGAGCUGGGAAAAUAUUUCCGAAAUCGCUACAUAACUUCUGGCUUUCUCCAGCCACGCUUUGACCCGAAAGAAGUAUUUGUGGAAUCCUCCAGCCUGAAUAGGACGAUUCAAAGUGCGUUCUCCAAUUUACGGGGGUUCUUUAAUGAGAGUGAACUUAUCACGGAUGCUGAUAACAAUUAUGUCGCUGCCGGAUAUCGACAGAACGCUACUUCUUCCUCUAUUCCAGUGAACCUUCUUCCCAUGAACGAGGACAAUAAACUUCUCCAAGUCAGAGCACCCUGUCCCAAGUGGGAGCAACUGCAUAAAGACUUACCACAAAAUUCGGUCGAAGUUAGAGAAUUGUUAAUCGAACAUGGAUGGCUUUUAAACUACGUGUCUAACCAUAGUGGUCAAGUUAUCAGCAAUUUUAUCCAAUUGAGCCAGUUUAACAACAUCCUUUACAUUCAGACCCUGAAAAACUAUACUAUUCCUGAAUGGACAAGGAAGAUAUUUCCGGGAGGAGCUAUGCAGAAAUUGUCCAACUUUGCAUUCAAAAUGGCAACAUAUACCGAAGAGAUGAAAAGGCUCCGAGGUGGUCCAUUAGUCAAAGAAAUAAUUCGCCACAUGGAUCACCGCGUUCGACGCAAGCCUGGCACUAAACAUCGCAAGUUAUACGCUUAUUCCGCCCAUGACCUGACGCUCACCGCGGUUCUGGACACGUUGGGAGUUUACGACGUCCACCAGCCCAGUUAUGCGAGUGCAUUAAUGAUCGAGCUCAACAUGAACGUUACGUCGGGGAAUUAUUUUGUUGAUGUUUUAUAUCGAAACGACACUUCUCGGGAUCCUUACGUACUUCAGCCCCUUGGAUGCCCACAAGCUUCAUGUGACCUCAAAAUUUUUAUCCGGAAGUUUCAACGAUUCCUUCCCAAAAAUUGGCAUGAAGAGUGCAAAUUGAGCCGAAAGUAAAAGAGUGACCUCUAGUCAUGACCUAAAAAGGCCUAAAAAAUAAUAUGCAUAAAUAUUAAUUAUAAAUAUGACAGUUAACUUAAUAUUGAAAAUUGAAAAUUAUUUACAACAGUACAAACUUUUUAACCAA
Folsomia candida is the source of this 1470-nucleotide messenger RNA. Its product is annotated as lysosomal acid phosphatase. The transcript has 8 exons. Gene Ontology annotation, biological process: dephosphorylation. NCBI's taxonomy places the organism in Eukaryota, Metazoa, Arthropoda, Collembola, Entomobryomorpha, Isotomidae. The record is from RefSeq and is a predicted model, not a curated record. The coding region runs from base 144 to 1340 and encodes 398 amino acids. Gene Ontology annotation, molecular function: phosphatase activity.